Molecule: messenger RNA, 1359 nt
Organism: Saccharomyces cerevisiae S288C
Lineage: Eukaryota; Fungi; Ascomycota; Saccharomycetes; Saccharomycetales; Saccharomycetaceae
Gene: HSE1
Product: ESCRT-0 subunit protein HSE1
Exons: 1
Coding region: 1-1359 (452 amino acids)
Cellular component (GO): cytoplasmic vesicle; endosome membrane
Molecular function (GO): ubiquitin binding; phosphatidylinositol binding
Source: RefSeq, marked reviewed
AUGUCAUCAUCUGCGAUUAAAAUAAGGAAUGCACUGUUGAAGGCAACAGAUCCCAAGUUGAGAAGUGAUAACUGGCAAUACAUUUUAGAUGUUUGCGAUUUGGUGAAGGAAGAUCCCGAAGAUAAUGGACAAGAGGUUAUGUCUCUUAUAGAGAAGAGGCUAGAACAACAGGAUGCUAACGUGAUCUUAAGAACCCUCUCUUUGACGGUAUCUUUGGCAGAAAAUUGUGGUUCCCGCUUAAGACAGGAAAUUAGUUCAAAAAAUUUUACCUCUUUGUUAUAUGCGCUCAUCGAGAGCCAUUCUGUACACAUUACUCUAAAAAAAGCGGUGACUGAUGUUGUCAAGCAACUGUCUGAUUCAUUCAAGGAUGACCCAUCAUUACGCGCCAUGGGAGAUCUAUAUGACAAAAUUAAAAGAAAGGCUCCAUAUUUGGUACAGCCUAAUGUACCAGAGAAGCAUAACAUGAGUACCCAGGCAGACAACUCAGAUGAUGAGGAAUUACAAAAAGCACUAAAAAUGUCUUUGUUUGAGUACGAAAAGCAAAAAAAGCUACAAGAACAGGAAAAAGAAAGUGCCGAAGUCCUUCCGCAGCAACAGCAGCAGCAUCAGCAGCAGAAUCAAGCUCCUGCUCACAAAAUACCGGCACAAACCGUUGUGAGAAGAGUUCGGGCUCUAUAUGACUUAACCACAAACGAACCGGAUGAAUUGUCCUUUAGGAAGGGCGAUGUUAUUACAGUGCUGGAACAAGUAUAUAGAGAUUGGUGGAAGGGAGCUCUUCGAGGAAAUAUGGGUAUAUUUCCAUUAAAUUAUGUAACACCGAUUGUUGAGCCAUCGAAAGAAGAAAUUGAGAAGGAAAAAAAUAAGGAAGCCAUAGUAUUCUCUCAAAAAACUACCAUAGAUCAACUUCAUAAUUCGCUUAAUGCAGCUUCUAAAACGGGAAAUUCAAAUGAAGUUUUGCAAGAUCCUCAUAUUGGAGAUAUGUACGGAUCUGUAACGCCUUUGAGACCUCAAGUUACGAGAAUGUUAGGUAAAUAUGCUAAAGAAAAAGAAGACAUGUUAUCCCUGCGUCAAGUCUUAGCAAAUGCAGAACGCUCAUAUAAUCAACUAAUGGAUCGUGCAGCUAACGCACAUAUCUCACCACCAGUUCCAGGCCCUGCACUCUACGCAGGAAUGACUCAUGCUAAUAAUACUCCAGUAAUGCCACCUCAGAGGCAGAGUUACCAAAGCAAUGAGUACUCACCUUACCCUUCUAAUUUGCCAAUCCAACAUCCUACGAAUAGCGCAAAUAAUACCCCACAAUACGGUUAUGAUCUUGGAUAUUCAGUUGUUAGCCAACCACCACCUGGUUAUGAACAAUAG